Molecule: messenger RNA, 2582 nt
Organism: Haliotis rufescens (red abalone)
Lineage: Eukaryota; Metazoa; Mollusca; Gastropoda; Lepetellida; Haliotidae
Product: arachidonate 12-lipoxygenase, 12R-type-like
Exons: 13
Coding region: 170-1522 (450 amino acids)
Biological process (GO): lipid oxidation
Molecular function (GO): oxidoreductase activity, acting on single donors with incorporation of molecular oxygen, incorporation of two atoms of oxygen; metal ion binding
Source: RefSeq, a predicted model, not a curated record
GUGUUCUUUGUCUGGAAAGCAGCUCUCCUCCUAUUUGGGACAAUACAAGUGUGGUUGUCGGAUUUGAUACGAUGGUUUAAGCAACUGAUAAUGCCUUGGAAAGCGAAGCUGAGCCACCUUGAUGAACUGAAGCAGCUUUACAAGGAACCCGACUAUCCCGAACCAAAAUAUGCCAUUGCAUUUUGGAAGGAAGACUGGUUUUUUUGCUUAUCAAAGGCUUGCGGGUCCCUGUCCCAACUUGAUCCAUCACUGCAAACAAAUCCCAGACAGGUUAGCUGUCGAGGACAUUGACCUGACGCCUUUCGGGGAAACGUCUUCUCUACAGGUGGCUCUUAAAGAUGGGAAGUUGUUUUAUUGCGACUUGAGAAUACUGGAAGACAUCCCUCACAAGAAGGACUAUACUGUAUGUGCCCCGAUCCUGUUGCUGUACAGAACCAACAGUGGCCAGCUGCUUCCAGUCGCCAUCCAGCUGUUCCAGGAACCAGGACCAGACAACCCGGUGUUCCUGCCGUCAGAUGACCAGUACGUGUGGCUGUUGGCCAAGAUGUGGUACAACCAAGCAGAGACGACAUACCACCAGAGCGUAGCUCACCUUGGUAUCACCCACCUGCUGAUGGAGGGAGUGGACCUGGUAACUCACAGGCAGCUCUCUGUGUAUCACCCGAUCUACAAGCUCCUGGCACCGCACCUCUUUUACACUAUGGCUAUCAACCAGAAGGGCCGUGAGCUGCUGCUGAGAAGGGGAACUUUAGACACGUUGAUGUCUUCUGGAAUAAAAGGCGUUAAAAGUCUUAUUGCCAAAAGUCUGGAAACAUGGCGUCUGGACGUGGACGGCACUUUACCAGAAGACCUGAAGAACAGAGGGGUCGAUAGUGCUGAUGUUUUGGGCCCUUACUACUACCGAGAUGACGCCAUGAAGGUGUAUAACGCCAUCAAGACAUAUGUCAGCAAAUACGUCCAAGUAUAUUACAAGGACGACACAGCUCUCCGCAGUGACCUGGAGAUACAAGCCUGGGCCACAGAGCUUGUGAAAGACAAGUCUGAUGGAGGCAUCGGUAUGAAAGGUGUUCCUGGCGAGGGCACGUUUAGGACGCUGGAUCAACUGAUCCAGACACUGACGUCGGUGAUCUUCACAUGCAGCGUCCAGCACGCCGCCGUCAACUUCACCCAGUACGACAACUACAGUUUUCCGCCGGCCUAUCCAUCCACACUAAAAGGUUCACCGCCAAAAGACAAGAGACAGCCCCGAACAAUGGAGGAUGUUCUUGCCGCCCUGCCAGGUGAGGGGACCAUGUUUGAAAUGAUUCUUGUGGCAGACCUACUCAGCACCAAGAAGACCAAUGGAUUAGGUGACUUCGAAACGGUCUACAUACAAGACCAAGAGGCCGUCCAGAUCCUGCAGGAAUUUCGUAUGGAACUGGCAGGAAUAGCGCAGUCGUUUACUGCAGACAACAAACAGAGUCGGGUUCCACCUUACGACGCCCUCCUUCCCCAGAAUAUCCCCAACUCUGUCAGUAUCUGAGCCAGAAGAUAUAACAGGAUAUAAACAUUUUAAUGUAUUCUACAAGUAGCACAGGUUAAUUCAAUGAGAUCUCUAAGGAACACUUGAUUGCACAUUAAUACCCGAUCUCUUCAGAGAUUAGUUUUACAGUACUGAGGGGGAAGGCGGCAAUAAGUGUUUCACUUGUGCCCAAUCCCUUUGUCUUUUUGAACAAUGAAAUAUGUUUAAAAAAAAAAAAUCUUUUCAGAGCAGCGCACGAGGAGUGCCAGACUGGCUGUUCGUUUGAACUGUUUUUGAAGUUUUGGGAAUACAUCAUCGAUAAUAAUCCACAGGACCUAGAUAUAACUACUCAGAUAUAACUUUUAUUUGCGCUUGCAUAUUCCUUUAUGUAGUUGUUUUAUUUCAUUUAAAAAAAUCAUAUCUAUCUAAUUAACACAUUUUACAUGAAUGUCUAUAUUACACUAAUUUCACAACUUAACAAAGCCUUAAGAUAUAACAGGAUAUAAACAUUUUAAUGUAUUCUACAAGUAGCACAGGUUAAUUCAAUGAGGAGAUCUCUGAGGAGCACUUGAUUGCACAUUAAUACCCGAUCUCUUCAGAGAUUAGCUUUACAGUACCAGGAAGAAGGCGGUAAUAAGUGCUGCACUUAUGCCCAAUCCCUUUGUCUUUUUGAACAAUAAAAUAUGUUUUCAAAAAAUAAUUCUUUCAGAGCAGCGCACGAGGAUUGCCAGACUAGACAUUGAGCAAAUAGUUAUAGUAAUUAGUUAGAACCUGUGCCGGUAAUGUUGCAGUGAUGUCUUUUCAACAAUGGUAUUUGUUUUUCUUCAUAUUUUAGUCAGUCGCUUAUUGUUAUACUUAGCAUAUUUGAUUACAUUUGUUUUGAUUAAUAAUCGAUAGUGACUUCGUUUUAAUGCAAGUGAAUACUCUGCUUUCGUUUGAACUGUUUUUGAAGUUUUGGGAAUUCAUCUUCGAUAAUAAUCCGAAGGACUUAGCUAUAACUACUCAGAUACAACUUUUAUUUGCAAUCGCAUAUUCCUUUGUGUAUUUUUUUAUUGGAUUUCAAUAAAUCAUAUCUAUCAAA